Molecule: messenger RNA, 1140 nt
Organism: Aspergillus sclerotioniger CBS 115572
Lineage: Eukaryota; Fungi; Ascomycota; Eurotiomycetes; Eurotiales; Aspergillaceae
Exons: 6
Coding region: 1-1140 (379 amino acids)
Source: RefSeq, a predicted model, not a curated record
AUGUUUCCCCUUUAUCUCGGUGCCGGGGACCCACGGCCGUUGCUCUGGUCUCGAGAUGGGUCGGAUGGCUCCGACGCUGCGGGGAUUCUCACGAUAGUCGGCACAUUGACCGGAUUGUCGACCUUGGUGUUGUUCCUGCGUUGCUAUGUGCGAGGUUUCCUUCUUCGACGCUUCAAUGCAGAGGAGCACAUCAUUAUUGCGGCAUGGUUGUGCGCCAUCGGUGUCCUGAUCUGCUUCGUGCUGGAAGCCCAACAUGGUUUGGGUCGCUAUAGCAAGGAUAUCUCUGACGAGGAUAAUCAAAUGUUGUCGAAACUGGUUUUUUGCCAUUCGAUCAUCGUUAUGGUCGGUCUCAGUUUGGUCAAGAUCUCAUUGGCUGUGUUUCUACGACGCUUUUCUCAAAGCCUCCUGAGCAAAGCGCUGGUUGCGUCGAUGGUCUUUCUCGUUGCAUUUACCAUUGCCUGCGGCUUAACGCUGAUCCUCCAGUGCAUUCCCGUGGCAGCGGCGUGGGAUACAAGCUUGCGGCCUCAUGCUCGCUGCUUCAACAAUGAUACCUUUACCGCCAUUGGUCUUUGGAAUAGCAUCACCAAUCUCGUUACCGAUGUCAUCUUCGCCACCCUGCCCGUGCCCCUUUUCAUUGGCAUCCAGGUCAAUUGGCGAACCAAAGUGUCGCUCAUUGGAGUCUUGAGCCUGGGAUACCUAGCAUGCGUCGCUAGUAUUGUGAAGAUCAUUUCACAAGUCAAGGUGCUUAAAGAGCAAAAUAUGUACCGACACGACACAUUCAUGAUCUGGAACUGUGCCGAACUCAACGUCGCCAUUCUCGCGGCCUGUCUCCCCAGCAUCAAGCCUCUUUUGAAAUCCAUCCUCGAUGGAACCCGCAGUUUGACCAGCGGGCGUCGCAACGCCACCUCCUACCACUACAACACGCACGGCUACUAUGUCCAACACAGCACCGACAUCGCCCUGAAGUCGGUGACCAGGACGCGACCGUCACCCUACGACAUCACUCACGACGCAUCAGUCGUAGCAAGUUCUGACAGCGAUUCAGGAAGCCGGCGGGAAAGUGAUGAGCAAAGGCUACAUCGGACUGAGCCCGGCAUUAUGAAGACAACGGAGGUGGUGAUUCACACUCAUGGCGAUUAA